Messenger RNA from Lactuca sativa (garden lettuce), 1264 nucleotides. Its product is annotated as putative serine/threonine-protein kinase PIX13. NCBI's taxonomy places the organism in Eukaryota, Viridiplantae, Streptophyta, Magnoliopsida, Asterales, Asteraceae. The record is from RefSeq and is a predicted model, not a curated record. Gene Ontology annotation, biological process: protein phosphorylation. Gene Ontology annotation, molecular function: protein kinase activity; ATP binding.
AUGGAGGAGGUGCUUUCCCCAACUGUAAAUGAAUUAAUUUACAUAGGAUGGGUCGAUGAAAGGACAUCUGCCCCAACAAAAUGUGGCAUUGGUUUGCCGAUAUAUGUUAGGAAGAUCGUGAUUCUCUCACAGAAGGUCAUCAAACUAAAAAACUUCAAUCAUCCCAAGUUUGUAAAACUCUUGGGAUAUUGCUGCAACAAGGAAGAACUGUUUUGUGUUUAUGAGUUCAUUCAUGGCAAAAGUUUGGAUAAAUAUCUUUACAGAGAGCAAGCUACAACUUCACUUUCUUGGGUUGCACGAUUGAACAUAGCAAUAGGAGUAGCUGAAAGCCUGUUAUAUUUACAUAAGAGGAACCAGGCAGCAUAUAGCCAAUUUAAAACCAGUCACAUAUUGGUGGAUACGGAUUUUAAUGCUCGGCUUUCGGAUUUUUCUUUUGUUUCUUACUCGUUCCAAAUUGAUCGAUAUUAUGCUGCCCCUGAAUGGUUUCGUUACCUAGCAGACAGAUUUGAUAGACUUUUCCGUGACGAAGACACAUUUGUUAGUCUUCAUGGACUAUCUCCUGCAGAUGAUUUUGCGAUGAAAAAUGAGAUCUAUGCUUUUGGAGUGGUGCUGCUGGAAAUACUAACCGGGAUGAUGGUGUAUGAUGAGGAAAGACCCCUCGGAAAGAAAAAUUUGGUGGAAUGGGCUAUGCCAUUGUUAGCAGAUGAGGUAAAUCUUAGAAUGAUUAUGGACCCACAACUUCAACAUAACGGUUGUCCUCCAAAAGGAGCAUUCAAGUUGGCUCAACUUGUUUUAAACUGUCUUCAUGGUAAAAAAGAUGAACGCCCCUCAAUGGAAGAAAUUUUGCUGGUGUUGAAUCAAUGUUAUCAAGAAGAAAUCAAAAGAGUUUGACUCUUAAAAGUCAAAUAAAUAGUUCUUUUAGACCUGUGAAUGUAAAGUAUAUGAUCCUGGUAGUCAGCUGAAUAAAUAGGCAGGAAAGAUAGUGAAUGGUAGAUCCAUUUGUAAAAUGUAUAAAUCGAGCUAAAUCUUUUUCGAGAUUGUCGGGUUGCUCAUUUAGUGCUCCUGUCCAAAGCCAACAAAGUAAUUGGCCACUAGAUCAUGCAUGUGGGACUACUUUGAGUCAAAGCAUGUUGUAUUUCCAAAGGUUGGAUUAUAAGAACCUUUUAGUAACGAUAAGAUUACAUGAACAAAGAUUAUCUAUCUACUCUUAGUUUUAUGAAUAUUGUUGUAUUGGAUUUACUCUUAGCAUGUAUAAUGUCGUCAU